Messenger RNA from Equus quagga, 5389 nucleotides. RefSeq names its product polycomb group ring finger 3 (gene PCGF3). NCBI's taxonomy places the organism in Eukaryota, Metazoa, Chordata, Mammalia, Perissodactyla, Equidae. Bases 581 to 1309 code for a protein of 242 amino acids. Gene Ontology annotation, biological process: regulation of transcription by RNA polymerase II. The transcript is spliced from 12 exons. The record is from RefSeq and is a predicted model, not a curated record. Gene Ontology annotation, cellular component: PRC1 complex.
CUCCAAGUGCGGCGCCCCCGACUCGGCGCUCGGCUCCGCUCGGGCAUUUCCGCCUCUUUGUUUUAAACUCCGGACGGGUUUUUUUCUCCUGCUCCUGGGGGGACCCGGAGGGAGCGGCGCCCCCUCCCCCGCCCGGCGCGGACCCCGCGUGCGUCCCGCUCGCCUGCAGCCAAGACGGCAGAGUUGCUGCGUUUCUCACCGUAGAGAUGGGAAUGGCUAGAGACAGUUCAUUUUCCCCGACCUUGCGUUAAAGGCAGCUGGUGAAGAAGACUGACGUCAGAAAUCAGAAGAGGCAUGUCUUAGUCAGCUCGGCUGCUGUAACAAAAUGUCAAGACGGGGUGGUUUAACGACACAGUCCGUCCUGGAGGCUGAAAUCCAAGGUUUCAAAAUGUAGCUGAGGUUUCCACGCCGCCAUGUACAGAAGAUGGACAGAGAGCAGGGGCAGAAGGGAGGCGCAAAAGUGCAAGGCCAGCGUGCAGAGUGAAGCCACCAACCCAGAGAAGAGCCUCCACACAGUAGCUUGAAGCGCUGAUGCAAAGGCUGAAGGGGGAGCAGAAGACACCAAGAGGAGAAGCCAAAGAUGUUGACCAGAAAGAUUAAACUCUGGGACAUAAAUGCCCACAUCACCUGCCGCCUGUGCAGUGGAUAUCUCAUCGACGCGACCACAGUGACCGAGUGUCUGCACACGUUCUGUCGGAGUUGCCUGGUCAAGUAUCUGGAGGAGAAUAACACCUGCCCCACAUGUAGGAUUGUCAUCCACCAGAGCCACCCGCUGCAGUACAUCGGGCAUGACAGAACCAUGCAGGAUAUUGUUUACAAGUUGGUUCCAGGCCUCCAAGAAGCGGAAAUGAGAAAACAGAGGGAAUUCUACCACAAAUUAGGCAUGGAAGUGCCUGGAGACAUCAAGGGGGAGACAUGCUCUGCAAAACAGCACUUAGAUUCCCAUCGCAACGGUGAAACCAAAGCAGAUGACAGUUCGAACAAAGAAACUACAGAAGAGAAGCAGGAAGAGGACAAUGACUAUCACAGAAGUGAUGAGCAGGUGAGCAUCUGCCUGGAGUGCAACAGCAGCAAACUGCGCGGCUUGAAACGGAAGUGGAUCCGCUGCUCGGCCCAAGCCACAGUCCUACAUCUAAAGAAGUUCAUCGCCAAAAAACUUAACCUUUCGUCUUUCAACGAGCUGGACAUUUUAUGCAAUGAGGAAAUCCUGGGCAAGGACCACACACUCAAGUUUGUGGUUGUCACAAGGUGGAGAUUCAAGAAGGCGCCGCUCCUGCUGCACUACAGACCCAAGAUGGACUUGCUGUGAGCGCCGGCAGCACGGCAGGAGGCAGCCUCGCACCCGGGGCCAGUGAGCGCGGGGGCAGGACCACGACCGCGCUGUGGAAUGUUGCCUCCGGGUGUCGUGUGGACCAGACUUCUGAAUAGAGAAUAUUUAUAACUUUUGUAUGAGAGAAUUCCCACUCAGCCAGACACUACCAGCACCACGUCGCAGGUGAUGAAGCGCUCCACCGUCUCGCGCAGCUCGGCCGCGCUGCUGUAGCUUCGGCUCGCGGCUGGAGGGCGGUGCAGUAAGGCACAUUCUGUCCUGACACGCAGGACCUUUGCUCGCUUCCCAGGUCUUGAAAAUCUUGGUCAUUUCAGUUUAGUUUAUAAAUUAAGUUUCACGAUAAGCCUCAAAAAUACUUGUAUGUUUAUUGAAUACUUCCUAAGUUAUUGAAAAAAUAUCUUUUCAUGGUGAAUGAUAUUUAUGUUGCCUUUAGCUUCCUGAAGACUGCGAAGAUAUAUAAAAAUUUAAUUUAAAAGCAUACCAAAAGAGGUUUCCAUUAAUAUUAUGAGUCAACCAUGGUAUUUACUUUUCCACAGUUCAAAACAUAACGAGGCCAAGAGCUCCCCUGACUCGCCUCGUGCGGUGUGGUGUCCUCAGCCCCCAUAGCUCCACCGACACGCUGGGGGCCAGGCAGCCCUGUGGCGGGAGAGACUCUGUCCCGCUGCCCCCCGAAAUGGACACGGCUGAGACUUGGUGCUCACCGUCCCUGGCACGCCCAGCUGGUAGACCAGAGGUCGUUUGUCCAGCUUACUGCUGGUCUGUUGAACAACUGUUGUGAAAAACGGCUUUUAUUGAACAGGGCACAGAUUGUUCCGUGCCAUCGUUUAAUCUCCUACUCAUUCUUUCCCAUUUUCAUUCUGCUGAAGAGAGGUGGUGGCGUUUGUGGAGGGGCUUUUCCAUCAGACGAGCGGUGCCGCCCUGCGAGGGCGUCUGCUCCGGCAGCUCCAGGUGUGCAGACGCCUGGUUCCCACCACGUCCACCCUCCCCUCCUCUCUGCUCAUGGAAAGAGCUCGCACACUUCGUGGCUGCUAAUGGGCCAAGCACAGGAGCAGGGGGGUAGCGGAGUGCCCGGGGGAGUGCGCCGUGCGGCAGCAGCUGCUUGUCCAGUGACUUGAUGACCUAUAACGCCGGUCACAGGCAGCACACACUCGGUUACCCCCUCCUCCUCCCAAAUGUUAAUAUGUUUGUGGAUUUAGAGAAUAAACUGCCAGCACAUAGAUAUCUGUUACUUUAAAAUGGUGUAAAGGCAAGAAUGAGGAGACAGGACCAGUCCUCUGGAGCCAUCACAGUCGUCCUGGAGCUUCCUUGUCACCUCCGUCCGUGUGUCCUCUGACUUCCCAGUGAGCUUCAGGUCCUCCUCCUUUUCUGGUGGGAGUGGCUCACCCACCGCCCUUGUCAGUGGACAGGUCUCUGAUGGUGGCCCCGAGGGCUGGGUUUUCCAGGAAGUAUUUCAUCUUAGUGACUAGAAUCUUUUCUUGAAUUUGCUUUGAAAGUUAAAGUUGCGCUCAUCAACAUUCAAUUUUGUUUGUUUUCUUCUGCUUCCUGUUUUACAUACAUGAAUGUCAGAAGCAGCUACUGAGACCUAGUCUAAAGGAUGAGAAAAACAUUCAAAUUAAUUCAGUCCAAGUGAUUUUAAUGUAAGGUCUUUUAAAAACAUAAAAACAACUUCUUUGUUAGGAAUUGAUCAAAAUUUGCCUUUUUAUUUAAGCCCAUUAACUGCCAGUGGUGUUUGAAUUUUUCAAUUACCUAAGCUUGCUAUUCAUCCAAAUCACAUUUAGAGUUAUUCUACACAGUUUAAUGAGUAGAUGUGUGUGAGUAAAUAUUACCUGUCUACCUCAAAAGAUACCUUACUGCUGAAGCAUUCUGUAAAACCACGUUAUCACAAUGCAGUUUUAAGUGUAACAUUAGAAUUUAGGUAUUUUCCUGUGUGGUGAAAGUAAGGAAGGAUUAAACAGUAUGAGCAUCCAAAUUCAAAUAAAAUUAAUUCACAGUUCAGAUUAAACUUAAUAUCGCUGUAAUAAUCUCAUAUUAUAUAUUUGUAACUUUGUAGCUAUCUUUGAAAUCACUUGAAUUUGCUAUGGUGCUAAGUUGAUAUAUUUAAAUAUACAGAGAGGUGGAGAUAAGUCGGAGCCAGUAUUAACAUCUCCAGCUGGUUGCUGACCGCUCUUGUGUGACCCGCUUUUGUAAUCGUGUUAACCUGAUGAAACCUCAGCAGCAAAAGUACCUAUUUUUCUAAGAUGUCCUCCUGCAGACCGCCUUCACUACAGGGCGAUCCCUGGUGGCCUCCGGCCGCUUUGGUCUGACGCGGCCUUAUGAAGACUGCAGCCUGGUGAACCCUGCCGUCGGGAAGCUUCAGGGGUCUCCUUCAUUUUGUCAUGCUUUCAUUUAACAUCAAAAGCCUGAAUUUUAUUUUUUCCAGCAUGAAAGCCAGGAUCAGUUACUGAUUGGACCCUCUGAAGGUUUUAGCAGUGGAGUUGCUGUGGAGGAGUUUCACAGCUGCUGUGCUGGGGAGACUCGUGCUGUUCAGCUCCCGCCCCACAUCGCUGUCAGCACCGGUGGGACCCUCGCUAGACACCGUUUUCAUGGAAAUAGAAAAUUCAGAUAGAAUAUAUAAUAUUAAAUUUAAGAUUUGGGGGGUUAAAAAAAACUUUAUAAAAUUAUUUAUUCUAUUUUAAGCCUUCUAUCGUAUUUUCCCAUCCAAUCGUUUGGUUUCAGUGGUCCAGCUUUAUUUACAGGCAUAUAAAAUGAAAUUGUGAGAUGUUUUGCAAGCUUCUUCUUUUUACUUUGAGUAGCUUUUAAUUUGUAUGUUUUUGUUUUAUAUGGAUGAAGAGCAUUGUUUAUGCUUUUGUGCAAUAGGUUCCAAUAUGCGUUUAUUAGAUGUUUAAAUUGCAAUGUAGCAUCUAUUCUGCUAAAUUGAAAGGGAAUGUAGGUGGAACUUCAAAAUAUAUACAUUCAGCUAUUUGGUUUUUCCUUUUUCAUUGUUGCUAUUAUAAGAACACAGUUAUCAUCAGGAUUGUGCGUGUGCCUGUGCAAGAAUACCUGUCAGCAAUAUUUAAAUAUAAGUGACGGGGCAGGCAGCCGUGAAGUGAUGUGUGGCGCCAUCGUAGGCCAGCCUCAUGGCUGCCCGGGGUUUGUGCCCUCGACCCGCCUGCUCACGGCCCUGGAUGCACCACCCCCGUAGGACCCCACACGUGACGGUGCUACUUCCCCGGGGCUCCUGAGCCUCCAGGCUCGGCCUCCGAUGCCUCCUCGUGGCAUUCCAAGUCUUAGAAAUUCGUUUGGUUCUUUUCUCAAAGCGCACAGGAUAGUGUUUUACAGUGAUUUGAAAUGUGUCAUUGGAUAGGAAUGAGCCAGCUGAUGUCUACGUUGUGCGUGAAUAUUCAAUGUGCUCUCCAAAUAUUGAAAAUAAAUUUAGUGCCGAUAGCAAAAUCACAAAAAACCCAGUUUCUCUGUUUCCUCAGGAAAUCAUUUACACUCCACCGCAUCACACGUGACCUUAGCGUGAUAAACCAGUGUGUUUCUCUGCCUUGGUAUUUAAACACACUCAGUAAAUAUCAAACUACAGCGUAGUCUUUACGAAGAUCCCAUCCCUGCCGGACGGGCAGUGCAUGGCCAGCCCGGGCCAGGGCGUCGUGUGUAACUCACCACGUCCGCGAGCACGUCUGAGGAUGGACUGCAGUGUGGGUGCCCCCAGCGUGUGUAGCAUUAGUGUAAAUGUCUAUCCAGCAACAUAAUUGGGUGUAAGAAAACCAUUUUCCCAAAGGAUGUGGGUUCAGGGUGAGGUGGUGCUGAGCCGGCCCGCCAUGCGUGGCAACGUGGAAGCUGUCGCUGUUUAUGAAGAUGACAAUGCAGAUACAUAUUUUUGACUGUUUAAUUUGAAAGUUUACAUUUUUUAUGCUUUGUGUUGGUGUGUAAUUUUUGUACUCGGUGGCUAGUUUUUGUCUAAAAUCUUUUUUGGAAUAUUGCUUAAACGUUUUGAUUUUAUGAUAGUGAAGCUUGUAUUCAGUGUUUUGCCAAUUAAUAUUAUAUGCUUGUAAUAAAAGCAAAAGAAAAACUUAA